Molecule: messenger RNA, 1239 nt
Organism: Aureobasidium pullulans EXF-150
Lineage: Eukaryota; Fungi; Ascomycota; Dothideomycetes; Dothideales; Saccotheciaceae
Exons: 3
Coding region: 1-1239 (412 amino acids)
Source: RefSeq, a predicted model, not a curated record
AUGGCAGGCGCUUGGGAGACGCCGAGCGGCUUCAUGGCCAAUCAGGGCAUCUGGCAACCCGAGGAAGGCUUCAGCAUAUUGUGCCUGAGCGUACAAAUCAAGUACAUCACCGGCACACCUUCGUAUCUCGCCGCAAUGUACCAUGAAAUGAUACCGCCUUGCAGAGAGUCGAUAACAGAAUCAGGCCCCAAUGUCCUGGCUCUCGGCACAAUGGUCAAUUGUAUAAGAGCACCGCUGUCCACGCCUCCUCCGCCCAACACUCUUCUCUCCUGGAACGACACAAAUUUCGUCUUCCACCUUCUCCCUCGUGGUCAGUCUACUGCAUACUUUGUCGACACCUGCCCACGCCCGCAGGGUACUGCACCAAUGCACGAACUCAUCUACGACGCCGGCUCAUGUAGUGGAGUAUAUUUCCUGGGAGAUGAAGUCGUCUGCAAAGUCAAAGGGUGGAAAGAAGGAAUGCAAAUGGAAUCAGAAACCAUCGCUUUCGUCCGCGAACACUUCCCCACCAUCCCCGUUCCAGAAAUCUUGUAUACGUGGAUCGACAAGAGCAUCAAUCGCUCCUUUGACAUCAUGAAGAGAGUUCAUGCGAGGACAUUGGAUAAAGCUUGGGCAGAUCUGACUCCUCAACAGCGAUUGAAUAUCGCAGAACAAGUGGCUGGGUAUAUCUCAUUGCUGGCUACCAAGACUGCCAAAAGGUUUGAAACCAUCUCCGGUUGUGGUGUGGGCACACCUGCUCUGAUCGCUGGUUGGCCAUUCGAAAGCCCUAUACACACUUGGUUCAGACGUACCCUGCCCCCUUACUCUGUCGCCGAGUACAGAGACUACGCGAAACGCAUAUCUACAGCACCGCCGCCGGAGUUUGAUGAUGAGUUUGUGUUCUACCAUGACGAUCAAGGACCCACCAACAUCCUCGUCUCCGACGACGGAGACAGCGUUGCUGCAAUCAUCGAUUGGGAGAAUGCGGCCUUUUAUCCUCGCUACUGGAUCGCUACGGUUCAAUUCGCUCAUGCUGCGUUCUUACUAGAGCCUCCAGAAGGUCAGAGGAGGUUCGAGGGUGAUGAUGAGUGGGGGUUGUUACUGGUGGAGGCUCUGAAGCAGUAUGGUUUUGACAACAGCAAGGAAGUCUAUAGGGCGUGGAGUAAAGGUAAAGUCGAGGAUGUCGAUACCGAGAAGGAUUUGGCGGAGUGGCGGAAGAUAUUGGAUGAUGGUUAUCCGUAUGAGGAGACUGGUGUUUGA